AUGGAAGGUUUGCUGUGCUUUCUGCAUUCACCUGCAGCUACUCCCAUUGGUCGCCCUUCUCUAAUUUACGCUUCAAAAUCAAAGAAAAAUAGCUGGUUGAGAGCGAAACUCAACGCUGAAAAUGACCCAUUAUUCCAAGCCGCUACUGAUGCUGCUUCACUUCGUUUCCAGGAAAUGCAUCGACCAGAGCCUCUUUUUGUGGAUCCAUAUGCCGGUUGCUUUGUUCAUCCCAAUGUAACGAUGGAUUUGAAGAAGUGCUCACACCAGUAUUGCCUCGCAACUAAAUUCAUUGAUGAUAAGUUACUUCGUGCGGUGAACCAUAUUGACGGGCUCAAGCAGGUUGUUCUGUUAACAGAUGGGAUGGACACUCGACCAUAUAGGCUUAACUGGCCAACUUCAACUAUAAUAUUUGACAUAUCCUCAGAAAGGAUAUUUAAAAAAUCAGCUGAAAAGCUUCAAGGUGUUGGGGCUAAGGUUCCAAGAAGUUGCUUGUCCCUUCAUGUUCCUUUGGAGUCCCCUGAUAUACAGCACAGUCUGCUUGCUAAAGGCUUGAAUGGCAAUCGGCCUAGUAUAUGGGCUAUCCAGGGACUGCCUGUUAUGACUUUGGCAAAUUUCAAAGAAAUUUUGUUGGUUGCCAGUAGUUUGGCCAUGAGUGGAUGUUUGUUUUUAGGCGAACUGCCUGCAUGGUUGGCAGAAACUGAAAUUGGGAUCAAGCCCUGCACAGAGAAAUGGAUGAGCAAACUCUUCAUGAGCAAUGGCUUCCGGGUAGACAUGAUUGGCUAUGAUGAAGUUGCUAGGAGUUUAGGCAAGGAAGUAGCAUCAAUAGAGUACAAGAAUAUAUUGUUUGUCGCAGAACAAUUGCAAUAUUCAGACGACCAGAUGGAAACUUGGAGGAGAGAAUCACAAAGGGUUGAGGAGGAAGGAGAUGAAGAAGGUUUUGAGGAGCUCUAA
Messenger RNA from Dovyalis caffra, 951 nucleotides. NCBI's taxonomy places the organism in Eukaryota, Viridiplantae, Streptophyta, Magnoliopsida, Malpighiales, Salicaceae. The record is from the annotation of a GenBank genome assembly.